ACUUGCACCAGGAGCAAAUUACUUAUGUAUUGCCAUGGUCAUGGCAAAAGAAGAUUGUCAAGGACAAGAAAAUUGAAAGGGAAGGAGAUUGCACUAAUAGCCUUAUUAUUCUACAACAUCGAUCUAUUUAUAUAUUGGGUACAAUGAGUACCGAGGAGAACCUCAAGUUUGACUUGAAAAAUGCUCCUCAAGUUUGACUUGAAGAACCUCGAGUUUAAGGUACAAAAACAGAAGCAAAGGAAGGUUCAUAUUUGUAUGUGAAGAAACAAGCAAAAGAAAAAAAUGUUGAGAAGUCCUCAAGUAAACUCCAGUUACAGAAUCGUCUUAGCUUGGAGGCUCUCUUAUCUGCUAAUUUUCUUUUCUUGUGUUCUGAGUGCUCAUGGAUACCCUUCAAGAGCUCAUAUCUUCAUAUAUGCAGUCUGCUCUCAAGAGAAAUACCAACCCAACUCACCCUUUGAAGGCAACCUUAACAGCUUUAUGUCUUCAGUUGUCAGUUCAUCAUCUGAGGUAACAUAUAAUAGCUUUGCUAUUGGAAAUGGAAGCUCAACACCACCAGAGGGAACCAUAUACGGCUUAUACCAGUGCAGAGGUGAUUUGCAUCCAUUUGAUUGCUCAAAGUGUGUAGGAAGAUCUGUUAACCAAAUAGGCUUGGUUUGUCCCAAUGCCCUUGGGGCUUCUUUGCAACUUGAAGGCUGCCUUGUGAGAUAUGAACAUAGUGGUGACUUCCUUGGCAAACUUGACACCAGUCUUAGGUACAAGAAAUGUAGUAAGGCUGUGACUAGCGAUGUUGAAUUCUUCCGGCGAAGGGACGAUGUUCUUGCUGAUUUGCAAACAGCUAAUGGAUUUAGAGUCAGUAGUUCAGGCCUUGUUCAAGGGUUUGCACAAUGCUUGGGGGAUAUAAGUGUAUCAGAUUGCUCCUCUUGUUUAGCAGAUGCAGUUGGAAAGCUGAAAAGCUUAUGUGGUUCAGCAGCAGCAGCUGAUGUGUUCUUGGGUCAAUGUUAUGCUCGGUACUGGGCCUCUGGCUAUUAUGAUGAAUCAGAUUCUUCCAACAAUGACCAAGUGGGGAAAUCGGUUGCCAUUAUUGUGGGAGUGUUUGCAGGUCUUGCCGUUCUAGUUGUACUCCUCUCCAUUUGCAAAAAAGCAGCUGGUUAAGAAGAUAUAGGGGAUAUAUAUGAGGGGGUAAUCAUUACGCUUUGUCCACAAAUGUUUGUUGAAAUUUAUUGAAAACCAUGCUUCCACAUUUUGAUCAAUUUAAUGCAUUAUGUUUUUCUACAAAAGAAAGUGGAUAUUAUCUUUUAGUUUAUAAAGUAGAGCUCUGUUAUCCAUCAACUUAGAAAGGGCUGCUGAUUAUCUUGCCUUGGUGAUGUCCAACAAAACCCAUCAUUCUUUUUCAUAUUUUAAAAACCAUUUGUUCAUCAUUCUCAUGUGCACUUCUUUCUAAAUUACUUUGCCUUUUAUUUUGUUGACUUGUUUCUUAGUGCCCUCUUGGAAGGACAAUUCUAGACUAUUCUAAGAGUUCCAACUUGUACGUACAAGAACUCCUUUGGGAGGUUCCUUUUUUGAAAUGACAAUUUGUGCCAAAUCCCAUUGUCACGAGCAACCAUCACACAAGCUAAAAUUAGU
This is a messenger RNA of Cajanus cajan (pigeon pea), 1623 nucleotides long. Its product is annotated as plasmodesmata-located protein 8. NCBI's taxonomy places the organism in Eukaryota, Viridiplantae, Streptophyta, Magnoliopsida, Fabales, Fabaceae. Gene Ontology annotation, cellular component: plasmodesma. The record is from RefSeq and is a predicted model, not a curated record.